UUGAAUCUCAAGUCUGCUCAGGCAGUACGAGUAAUUAUCGCUGAUUCUUCCCUCUUCCAAGCUCCUGUUCAUCAGGUUUCAUUAAAAGAGGAUGUCCACAGUCUCCCUGAUUUUUCGUUUCCUGGUGUUGUCCUCAUGUGCGGCCAGCUUUCACUUGCAUUCCAGACAAUUGUGUGGCCGGUAAUGGCGAUGGGUUCAGCUAUCUCCGAUCUUUCCGUAUCAAUUUUUCUGCAUAGUCGCUGGUGUUAUUAG
Messenger RNA from Protopolystoma xenopodis, 252 nucleotides. Lineage: Eukaryota; Metazoa; Platyhelminthes; Monogenea; Polystomatidea; Polystomatidae. The record is from the annotation of a GenBank genome assembly.